UCUAUCGGGCCCUCGCCUUCUUCUUCCUCACCCAUACCCUCCUGGUCGGCGGCCUGGCCGGAACCCUCAGCCGCUGCAGCUUCUUGGUCUAGUGGGGGGUUUCCUGCAAGGGCCUCCUCGUCCAGCGCGGCCUGCAAGCGGUCCAUCAGCUCGGCCUUCAGCCCUUUAUCCGAAAGAUCACGCUUUUUCAGCUCGUCCUUCAGCUCGUUCACUUUCAGCUUUUUGACGUUAAUUGAGCUCAUUGUGGAUGUUUGACUGCAAAAUGUAUUAAGUAAAAUUCACAAAUACGAUAAAUAAAUAACUGGACGGGCUUUGUCGACGGAUGUAGCUCAAUAUACUGCGCCAAAUGGCACCCGCGCUGUCCGACCAAUCUUUCACCGGCAAAAGAGCUGUGCUUAUCCCGGGGUGUGGGGGAGAAAGAUGACGUCUUACCGUAAUUACCCAGAGAGCAGCGCGGCUGGGUUAUACAGCCCGCCGACCAUCUGUCGCUGGCGUAAUAACAAAACCAAUCUCAUAGAAAGCGGUGAUGUGGAAAAAAGUGGGGCAAAAUGUGGAGGAAAAAUGCAACACUUAGGACACCAAAGAUUAUACUAAUUUUGUCUUUGUUUGCAUGAUUCACAUAGGCCUAGCCUACGUUUGGAAAAAGUAAAUCUACUGCAUAAUAUGAUAAUAAAGUUUAGAUGAAUAAAGGGGCGAUAAAAUAGGACGCUAUUCAAAAUAAUAGUCAAUACUCUUAACCCUAUUUAAUUUAAAUUUAAAAUGGUUCUUGUGCGAGUAGUCUAUAAUGUAUAUCUUUCCAUGGAGUGAAACUCAUGAAUUCAUUCAACUACACAGUUCGCUAUUUUACAUUCAAUACUGUUAUGAUUUAGGGUGGCUAUUAUCUACCACUAAGCCAAUCAGGUAGAGGAGGUUCACUUUAAUCAGCCAUAGUAUAACUUUUAAUUGAUUUGAAUCUGUGGUUUCAUUUUAUCUGCUCAAACAUGAUGACAGAAGAGUUGAGGACUGUUUACAACUUCUUGUCUAUUUCGAAAAUACCAAAUGAUCAAGUCACGAAACAAAUGCUGUAAUUUUAAGACGUUUUUUCAGUCAAUGUGAAAAAUGUUGAUGCAAAAAUAUAACAAAUAAAAACAAAUGUCACUGUGCAUAAAGACACCAUGGUGAUUUGUUGUUUUGUCAACGUUUUAACUAAACAAAACAUUCUCAAUUUAAAGGGGCACACCAUUCACCAUUCUGUCAAAACGGUUGUGUAAUUGUGACGAUAUCAUCAAAUGUAUAAAUGUAGGCUCCCGCGUUUUAAGAGUUUAACCCUUAAAGUGAGGAUAUCUCGCCUUCCACUGCAUCAAUUUUGACCGUUCUGUGUUUACCUGUCUCUUGCGAGUCUCCCAACAUCAUCGAGACACAAUACUAAAUGUCUGUAGUAUCCCUUUAAUCUAUUUUUUUGCCUCUGCCUCUGCUAUCUGACAUUGUUCUGCAUAGUUCAAUAACGUUAUUUAAAAAAAGCCUUAUACCACACUAUCUUCUCUUUUUACUUACUAUUACUGCAAAGGGUACUUCUAUCCUUAACAGCAACAUCACCAGAAGGCAUAAUACAAUAAUAACUUUAUUUCUAAGGCUGCCAGUUGGCUCAUAAGGGGUCAACAUUUCUGCUAUAUGUUUUGGGGCCAGACCCAGUGCUUUAAAAGUGAUCAGUAAAAUGUACCUUACAGUGAUGUAUCAUGGGAGCAGUGUUACAGUGAGCGCAUGUCUCCACGUCCAUGCAGACAGCUUUCUCUCACUAUUGUGCUGCAAGAGGGUUCACGAGGAACUUGUAGGAGAGAGAAUUACGUUUUGAAAUUAAGUGAAUUCCAUUUAAAAAAGUUUAUUUUGACUGUUUCUGUGAACGCUUGCUCUUUACUGCCUCCCGGAGGAGGUCAUCGUAAAUAACCAAGUGAAUUCAUGAAGCGUUUCCUCAGUGCGCUCACUCCUCCUCCACUGUGCCACUGGUCACCACUCCUCUGAGAAGAGGAGAGAGAUGCCCUGCCUCGGUGAGAGGUACACACUGGGUAAGUCAGAUUUACUCAUUAUGAACAGGAUGUGGUAUUUGUAACAUCAUUUUAUGGUCUUUAUAGAGUUUCAUAUAAGAAUAACACUUUAAGACAAAACAACUCCCAAACAUUUGGGUGUGGUAACAGUUAUCCACGUCGAUUUGACAUCUAAUUUCCCCCUAACGAAGCCCACGUACAUCCUCCUGAUGAUUUAUCUCUCAGAGCUCACAAGUGCAGCAUCACCGUGAGCCCGUCGGCUUUUCUGCAAGUAUCACCGAGAGAGACCGUCAGCCCAAGGAACGUCCCAGUCCUGAGGGUGCCGGAGGGUCCAGAGGCGACCCUCAUCGGAAUAUGUGCCAGAGAGCGGACGCUGUCCCGUCAUACAAGUCCCUCCCUGGAGCCGUCGGAGACCGCGUCAGGAGCACCAUGUCCUCUGGUAGUGGGACUAUAUGCAGAGGCGCUAUGUCCGCGAAUCUGGGCUUUGGGAGGUCAGACAGGAAAGUUGCGUGCUGCGAGAAGUGCUCCGCGACCCUUGUUGCCCUGAAGAAGCAAGCUCUGAGCCUGGCUGUUCACCAUCACUUCUCUUGCAAGGACUCUGGUGACCUGUCUGUGUUUCUUCUCGACAACCUUCGCAUCCAUAGUCGGUCCACCACCGAGUCCAGGGACCGAGAGAGGGAGCAGGGCGAGUGUGGGGCCUGCGGCGUGAACCUCAACCAGCUCAAACAAGAGGCCGUCCAUUUGGCUCUGAGCAGGGGUCAGCCAUUAGCUAAGCCUCCCUUUGAACCCAGCUUUAGCGCUGGUACACUGCUGGGCCUAAGUGAGACAAAGCAUGGAGACAGGGCUCCAUGGGAAGCUGCCAUGGCUGUGCAUCAUCCCCACAGUCGCACCCACAGUCCGCACAGCCCAAGAAGCCCGAGGACGCCUCAGAGGACCCCUCAAACCCUCAGACGGAGGGGGCCCAAGCUGCCCAACCCCGAUAUGGGCCGCUGGGUAGAGCAGCAGCAGCAGCUGGUCGCUUCAAAAUCUGCAUCCAGCGCUGAUGGUGUCACCAUGUACCCUUACCAUAAGCAGGCUUCAGAUGAUGCUGCACUGGUCCGUGGUGACGUCGGGACUGUACAGACGAGCUCAAAGAUCCCUCACAUAUCCAGAGUGGUGACCAUCGCCAACACUGCUGCUAUGUCCCUUUUAGCCAGGGCUGCAGAGAAGCUCAACCUGACAUCGAGGAAAAAAGGCCAGGCCUCUGAUCCAGCUCCUGCUCAUUUCUCCACCUGCUUCAGGGAGUUGAUCCAGAAAAACCCACCACCCGUCCCCUCCUGCCUGCUCCAAGCUGCCACUAGAACCAGAGACUCACCCAGUGUUGCCAAGGUCAAGGUCUCGCUGAGGGUGAGCCCAACGCUGUCAGAGGGCCAACCACCUGUUCUCCGUAUUGACCAGUCCAAGAGAAGAGUGACCAUAAUGGAACCAGUCAGCAAAGGCCAACCACAGGCUACAAUGACACUAGGCAGGGAUGGCAAAAACCAGCUGAAGACCUUCAACUUUGACGCUGCAUAUCCUCAGGACUCAAGCCAGGCCGAGGUGUGUGCGGGCGUCUUGGCUGAUGUCAUCCGCUGUGUGCUCAGUGGCAGCGAUGGAUGUGUUCUGGGUUUGGGAUGUGCUGAUGUGGGCUCCUGGUCUAGCAUGGUGGGGAGCGGUGAGAGCAUCCAGAAAGUCGGGCUGGUUCCCUGUGCCAUCUCCUGGCUGUACAGCGCCAUCGAGCGGCGGAGGGAGAAGACCUGGACCGAUCUGAUUGUAUCAGUGUCAGCCAUAGAGCUCUGCUGCGGAGAGGAGGACACCAUGAGGGAUCUGCUGGGGGAGGUCGUCCCCUCAUUAGGGAGUGUCCAGGACAGCCCAAAAGCCCAUAUGAGACUCCAGGAGGACCCCGUCUAUGGGAUACAGCUACGUAACCACAACCGGGUGAAGGCCCCCACUGCUGAGCGGGCUGCUUCCCUCCUGGACGCGGCCAUUGCAGCACGUCGGCACAAUGACUUCAUUACAUACCUGUCUCACAGCUCCAUAAUGUUCUUCACCCUCCACGUCCAACCCCCUCGUACAGAGAGCAGCACCAUUGGCAAAGGUUCACGUGGGCCCACAAAGUUGACCAUGAUAGAUGUGUGUAGUGGUAUAAGGGGUAUGAGCAAGAAUAAACCUCCAUAUUCUGAACUGGGCCCUAUUGUCUUAUCUCUACUAAGUGGACAUAAAACCACCCCCAUCAAGGGCAGUAAGUUGACUCUACUUCUUCGAGAGGCCUUGGGUCAUGUGAAUUGCCAUACCACAGUGAUCGCUCAGGUGGAUGACUCACUGGUACACCUUCAAGAGACCCUGUCCACCAUCCAGCUGGCUUCUCGCAUCCGCAGGACACAGAAGAGAACGAAGCAGUCCACUUCAUGUUCUCCUUCCGGGAGGAGUCUGACUAAAGAAAAGAGAGGGCCUCCGUCUUCGUCCCUGCGGGCGUUCCACUCCACCGAUGAGGUAGACGUCGACAUCCCUCGUUUCCGUUUGCGUGGUGAACUAGAUGAGCGCUCCAGUAGCGACCAGUCCUGUGACACAGUCAUCCAAAUAGACACGGAUGGCUUGGUCCACUCCAAAGGAACCUCAAGACUGGUGCAACCUCAAUUUGUGCCUAUCAUACCCUCUUUGCAUCCUAACAAGGCUGACAUGGAUGACCCAGAGUUUACCGCUCUGCUCCAAGAGCUUCUGAGAAUUCCUCAACUGCAGGGAGAGAAGAAAAACGAAGAAACUGUUCAAGGGAAUAUUGAGGUGUUGAAAGCAGACAUCAAGCAGCCAGGGAGGGACUGUCUUAAAUGUGACACAUUUGCUGAACUUCAAGAGCGCUUGGGUUGUAUCGAUGGAAGUGAGGCAACAAUGGAUGCGCUCAAGUCUUCCUCAAAAGGCCCUUCUGUUGACAACGUCACAGCCAAAUCACAACCCCAGAAAGACACAGGGAAACAGGCAGACACCGAAUCAUCAGAGACACCACAGAAAUUGUUGUUGAAUCAGGGGUUUGGCUGCAGUCAGGCCUCUGUCGGAGAAAAGCAAACAGAUGGUGCCUUCCCGGGUGACAGUUUUCAGAGAGAGGAUUCAGGCCUGUAUGACUGUGAGGAGUGCAGUGCAACCAGUUCCAGUGAAGAACUGCUAAAUCAAACUCUCAGUCUUAACAUGACCUGUCGCUCUGAGCUGCCCAAAAACGGAACUCUUAAGUCAGCUGAUAAACUCUCUUCUCAGAACUUUAAUGUGGAAGCUCAGGACAUGGCCGUCACCAGUUCUGCACUUCUGCCAAAAGGUACACAGGAGAGUCCUGAAGCUGCUGAUUGGUUCAAACCAAACAAAAGGACCUCACCAGUUGGCAAGAGCUCCCCCAUAUCUUCUUCCUCCUCCUGCUCCUCUUCACACUCCUUGGCUACCAGUGUUAUACUCGGAGAUGUCUUACGUAAUCGCCCAACAGAGGACGUUAAGGAAAUGAAGGCCACUAUCACAGUUACCGUUCAACAGCCACUAGACCUGAAAGGUCAAGAUGAACUUGUGUUCUCUAUGGUGGAGGAGGUGACCAUCAGUGGGGUAUUGGAAAGAGGGAGGACAGGUGGAAACAUUAUUUGUAUCAGAGACACUGCCCAAUCACAGGUAAAUGUUCAAGGCUCUACCAGCUCUCAACCAAUCAGGAUAAUCAGCAAUGUUAGCGAAGAAACUGUAGCCGCAGGAUCCUCUAAUACAAACAAAAGCUCUGUAGCUCAAUCUGUAGCUACAGAGGCUAGCACUGACAAGCCCCAGUAUCAAUUCAGAAGGGAAAAGAGGUUCUUACCUUCAUUUAUAAAUCAUAUGCUGAUUGAUUCAGAUGUGGAUUGUGAAUUUGAUGGUGUGAAAGAAAAAGAAAGUCCUUGUGAUCCUUUUACAGAAGUCAAAUCACAGUCUGACCUCCGAGGGAAUAGUGUAAAAUCUCCAGAAGAUAGGAAGGCUCUUCAGAAGAGGAGUGGUGCUUUUACUUAUGAGACACAUGCCAAAAAGUCUGACAAAGUAUGUGACGAAUUGUUUAGCCAAAGUUCUUUUGACCCAAUGGUCUUGGAAGAUUCAGCUUUCUGCGAUGAAACAGCAGAAAACAAAAUGCGUGGCAAGAGACCGAGACAAUCAGACAAGAGCCACCUUAGAGACAAGGAACAUGUUUAUUCCACCAACACGCCAAAGGGCUCCGAGGGGGGCGAAAUCAGUUCCAGACGUGUUGGGAAUGCCCCUAAGAGAAUUGGUGUUUCACCUGGUUGCCAGGAAACCGCCACUGCUUCCUUUAAAACAGGUAGUUUGCCUAGAGGCUGGCAAAAUGCCAACCACCAGGACAGCUACCAUUGUGGUCACAUGGCAGACAACCACAGAGACCCAAGGGGGGUGACAUCAUCCACCCCGUGUAGCCCAGGAGUAACUCUAGAGAGGAGGCAGGGCAGACAGCACUCCCCAGCAGACCAUAGCCACUGUGUCUCCUCUCCUCCGAAAUAUGGAACAGAGUACAAACAGCGUGCUAGUAGUGCUCCUAGAAAGGGCGUUGAAUCUUUGUUUGAGACCUCAAACCUAAGACUGAAACAUGAUCAUAUGAUUGGGAGGCCAAAGUCACCCAUUGAGGACAGCAGCCGGCUUUUCAGUGCCAAACUGGAACAGCUGGCUACCAGGACUAACUCCCUUGGGAGAACCCCUAGAGACUUCCCAAAUCUGGAUAGAGGCAGUAAUAGCAAUUCCAUGAGCUCUAAGGGGAGCUCCAAGGGAAGUACUGAAGGGGCUUAUAAAGGAAGUAUCGAGGGAGUUUGUACCUUAGCAAGGGCUAGCAAGAGCACCAGGAAGAAUCCUCGGACUGACCGUAGUCAUCACUUCUUUCUUUCUGAAAAGCCUGUAACUCAAUCUGCUAGGUAUAUCCAUUCCAAGCUCUCUGCUGUGGGGAAACUUAAGAUGGCCAGCCCCAAAGUCCGUCGACUGUCUGUCCCUAGCAUCAAGAACCUCAGUCUUCCCCACAGAGGCCUGCAGCAGUCCAUUAACCGCAGUGCCAGUCUUUCUCCAGACUGUAAAACUGUUAGCUUUGAGCGGACAUCCUCCUUUCUCUCCUCUUCCCCUCCGCGGUCUUUUCACUCCAUCAGUCGCACUCCGAGCCAGAGCUCGACAUGCUCAUCCACAAAAUCUGCCAUCCAAGGGUUUGUCAAUGGCCGGAUCUCAGACCUCCUUAAGGAAAGGGCUCCCAGCCCCACUUCAGGAGGACUGGACCAAAUGACCACACUUCCCUCGCCAUACAGCCGGGUGACUGCUCCUCGAAUGCCUGAUCACCUGAGUGGGCACGCUAGUGACACCACCAGUGUGUUGAGCGGAGAUUUGCCACCAGCAAUGGGGAAAACAUCCCUGAAUUUCUCGAACAGGAACAGUAUGGUGAGCAGUGGAUAUGACAGCAUGGUGAGGGACAGUGAAGCCACGGGAAGCACCAUCUCAAACAGAGAUUCUGUCAGCAACAGGAGCAGCUCUCUUCUCAGUGUGGCUCGUAGCAGUCGAUCAUCUCGGAGGAGAGGCAACACAGGUACUCACCAGCGCCGCCUUUCCCAUGAUGCCCCCCUGUCCCUGAGACGCUCGGCCAGUGGUCUGCAGUCUGGCUGGGUGGAUCGGGGAAUCCCCGAGGCCUACGAGAUCAAGGUGUAUGAGAUCGACAAUGUGCAGAGGAUGCAGAAAAGAGCAGGUGCUGGCAAACAGGGGCCUGCAUGCUUCAGUGCCAAGCUGAAGUUUUUGGAGCACCGUCAGCAGAGGAUCUCAGAGGUCCGAGCCAGAUACAACAACCUGAGGAGAGAGCUAGAGCGGGCCAAGCUACACCUCAUGCUGGAGCCCGCCAAGUGGAACCAAGAGUUCGACCUGUGGCAGACCUUCGAGGUGGACUCCCUGGAGCAUCUGGAGGCCCUCGAAGUGGUGACGGCCCGGCUGGAGGACAGGCUCAACCUCUGCAAGGCCGGCGUCAUGAUGGUCACCUGCUUUGAUGCCGGCACCAGGAGACGGCAGAAGAAGAAGCGGCAGCAGAAAGGCGCGAGAGCAGAGAGCCUCGAAGGGAAGCUGAGAUGAAUUAUGGCGUGGACUGGUUCGAUGAUCUUCUUUCUCUCAGACUCAGAAUGUUUGGGAUGACAAAUUCAAAAUGUGCCACAUGCACACUUGACGUUCUCAUCUACCAUGUUACCUCUGGUCCCUUUGAAUGAACCAGGUGCUACACACUGUCUGUCCUCACAGGGAGGUUAAUGGUCAGAGCCAAUGGCAGAGCUUCAUUCUUACACCUACAAAGGGCUCAAAUGUGCUAUGCAACCGUUCUAUCUGACACAUUUUGGAAUCUCAAAAAUAUCAUGACCUUAAAAUAAACUCUUGUUCUGUUAUCCGUCAUUAAGCGCACUACAGACGUGUUUCUCCUUUAAAUACCUUUAUUUAUUUAAGCAUUGUACAGUAUUUUAAAAGCAACCAGUUCAGCUCAGUGCAGCAGUCAAUGCUAACAAGACCUUUCAGUGUAACUACAGGGAAAAUAUUGCUCUUCUGGCAAAGAAUCUGCUGAGUAAUCAGAUCACAAAACAAUCUGACUCUGCAUUAUCGGUUCUCUGGAGAGGCCUCCGGGCUUCUUAAGGGGUAAAUAUUUGAUAGUACACUUGAUGUUGGAUAGAACUACUAUAGAUACUUAACAUUUGUGCAGGGUUACUCACUGAGCGGUUUUGUCUGAUUUCACUUGUUUGAAGCAACUCGUGGAAGAUUUGGUGCAAAGCCUCUUUUUAACAUGCAUCUUUAGCUCGCAGACAAAUAUUGGAGCACCUUGCAUUACUUAUUAAACAUGAUUUUUGUUUUUGUUUCUCAUAUUUAAAAAGAAGAAGUUAUAAAGCACUCUCAGACUAAUGGACUGACUAGUCUGUCUUAAAGUUGCUCCUUGUUCAUCUUUGAUGAAGAGGUUUGGCCAUCCAUUAUUCUUAAAUGAGUGUUCAAAAAAGGGAAUAUGCCAUUUUGUGUGUAGCUGAAUACAACUGCGAACAUGAAUUUGUUCAUUUUAAAUCUUUUUGAAACUUGUGUGUAAAAGGAUGCUGGGUUGAGGUGAUUCUUUAGGAAACAGAGCAGUUUCUGUCUGGAUGAGCGAAGGACUGAGGGACCAGCUUUAAGUAAGUUGAAGUUACUGCCAACCGAAACACCACCGUGCAUAAUUUAGCGUCUUCAGCAGUUGAGCGGCGAGUGAUCAAUAAACUGGAACACAUUAGUAAAUGUUUAGGGCAUAAUGAAAAAAUGUAAUGGAGGAGUAAUUAAAUUAGAGGAAUAACGUCAUCGUGUCUGAAAAGCCCCGUGGAGUCUCUGAGCCAGUGAGAGGAUGGACGGAUGCACAUAAUCAAUAAGCUGUGCUGGGUUUCCUUCCUGGAUCGAUGCAUUCUAAUGUACAGGGAAGACGCACACACACACACUCACACACACUGGACAUCUGUUUUGUGCAUGUUGUACGUCACUGUUAAUAAAUGACCACAUCUCUCCGUUAUGUUCUGUUUGUAGACAAACGGCGUCCUUUGAUUUGCAAGAAUUAAAAUCAUGAAGCUGUUCAUGCUUCCAUCACAUGUUUUUUUUUGUUUCAUUUGUUUGUCUCUGUGUGAGUGUGUGGGCAAAGAGAGAGAGAGAGAGAGAGAGAGAAAAUUGUCCUGUUAUUUUGUGAUGCAACACAACAUCAACAAGGCUGACGUGUCAAGCCGUCUGCAGCGAGUGAAAAGGUAAUGAGAGCUGAGUGGAGCCCUGCAGCCCAAU
Anarrhichthys ocellatus (wolf-eel) is the source of this 9818-nucleotide messenger RNA. It is a transcript of the gene kif26bb, whose product is annotated as kinesin family member 26Bb. Gene Ontology annotation, molecular function: ATP binding; microtubule binding; microtubule motor activity. The transcript has 15 exons. Lineage: Eukaryota; Metazoa; Chordata; Actinopteri; Perciformes; Anarhichadidae. Gene Ontology annotation, biological process: microtubule-based movement. Bases 2376 to 8129 code for a protein of 1917 amino acids. The record is from RefSeq and is a predicted model, not a curated record.